Molecule: messenger RNA, 2090 nt
Organism: Pipistrellus kuhlii (Kuhl's pipistrelle)
Lineage: Eukaryota; Metazoa; Chordata; Mammalia; Chiroptera; Vespertilionidae
Gene: UCHL5
Product: ubiquitin C-terminal hydrolase L5
Exons: 12
Coding region: 249-1454 (401 amino acids)
Biological process (GO): protein deubiquitination; ubiquitin-dependent protein catabolic process
Cellular component (GO): Ino80 complex; cytoplasm
Molecular function (GO): cysteine-type deubiquitinase activity; proteasome binding
Source: RefSeq, a predicted model, not a curated record
GCUCCCGGCUGGCUAGAGCGUCCGCGCGCGCGCGCUCUGACGCGCUCCCGGCAGGGCCGGCCGCGGAGGCUGUCGGGAAGUAGGCGGGGUGACGUGGGGCGGACGAGCUCUGCGGCGGGUUCGCAGGGCAUCGGUGGCCGGCGGGGCAGCGGGUGCCGGCGGCGGCGGCGGCGGCGGCGGCAGCGGCCAGCGACCGAGGGCGGUGGAGCGGGGGCGGCGGCCUUGUGCGGCCGGGGCCAUGACGAGCAAUGCCGGGGAGUGGUGCCUCAUGGAGAGCGACCCCGGCGUGUUCACCGAGCUCAUUAAAGGAUUCGAUCAAUAAAAUGGAUAAACUUCUAACCAGACUGAUCAAAAGAGGACAGGACACACAAAUGACCAAUGCCAGAAAGAAGAGAGAUGAUCUCACCAUAGAAUCUAUGGACAUUAAAAAGAUAAUAAGGGGAUAUUGGAAGCAUCUUUAUACCAGUAAAUCUGACAACUUAAAACGAAAUACGCAAAUUCCCUUAAAGAUACAAAUUACCAAAGCUCAAUCAAGAAAAAUACGUUGCCGAGGAGCCCAAGUAGAAGAGAUAUGGAGUUUAGAACCUGAGAGUUUUGAAAAAUUAAAGCCGGUUCACGGGCUAAUUUUUCUUUUCAAGUGGCAGCCAGGAGAGGAACCAGCAGGCUCUGUGGUUCAGGACUCCAGACUCGACACAAUCUUUUUUGCCAAGCAGGUCAUUAACAAUGCGUGUGCUACGCAAGCCAUAGUAAGUGUGCUGCUGAACUGCACUCAUCAAGACGUCCAUCUAGGAGAGACGUUGUCCGAGUUCAAGGAAUUCUCACAGAGCUUCGAUGCAGCUAUGAAAGGUUUGGCGCUGAGCAACUCCGACGUGAUCCGACAGGUGCACAACAGCUUCGCCAGACAGCAGAUGUUUGAGUUCGACGCGAAGCCCCCGACCAAAGAGGAGGAUGCGUUCCACUUUGUCAGCUACGUCCCCGUGAACGGAAGACUCUACGAGCUGGACGGACUGCGGGAGGGACCGAUCGACCUAGGGGCCUGCAGCCAGGAUGACUGGAUCAGCGCCGUGAGGCCCGUCAUCGAGAAGAGAAUACAGAAGUACAGCGAAGGUGAGAUUCGAUUUAACUUAAUGGCCAUCGUGUCUGACAGAAAAAUGAUAUAUGAACAGAAGAUAGCAGAGUUGCAGAGACAACUUGCUGAGGAGGAACACAUGGAUACGGAUCAGGGUAGUAUGCUAAGUGCUAUUCAGUCAGAACUCGCCAAAAAUCAGAUGCUCAUUGAAGAAGAAAUGCAGAAAUUAAAAAGAUAUAAGAUUGAAAAUAUCAGAAGGAAACAUAAUUACCUGCCGUUCAUUAUGGAAUUGUUAAAGACGUUAGCAGAACACCAGCAAUUAAUACCACUAGUAGAAAAGGCAAAAGAAAAACAGAAUGCAAAGAAAGCACAGGAGACCAAAUGAAGGGGAUGCUGUGGCGUGUGCACACGUCUGCUUCUGCCUUUAUUUCCAUGGAAACCACUGAGCAUGAGGAACGCGGAGCAGCACCCUGACUGGCUCAGUGCACACUGGGCAGGAGUCCAGUCCGUCUUGUCUUUACUGCAUGGAUUCAUAAAAGCCCCCUACCUGCAUUGUGUGCAUGUAGUGCCUGUUAAAAUAAAGGUGAUGUCAAGAACACUUGCCCAAAUCCCAUUAUUUGACACUGGAUCUGAGAAAUUCUGUGAUUUCCCCACGUACGUACGUAGCUGCCGUAAUGAAUCUAGAAAACGCACAGAUGAUCUUCUCUACCUGUAACUGAUAUCAUUAACCCUUUGAUCUUUUAGCUCACUUAAAAGCUUGAAAUUUACAAAUGUCAGCUCUUGAUUAAACUGGAUCUCUUGUUCUCAUCAUUUAAUGGAAUAAAAGAAAAAUCAGUAUUUCUGUCUUUGAUAUCUAAGUAUUUUAAGGAUUUUUAAACUGAAUUUUAUCUUCUAUAUCAAUUAUUUGGAAAAGUAUGAUUUUAGUGCAGAUUAUUUGAAAGGACAAAAGUACAGUUUCUAGUGAUUUUCAUGCUGCCAGUAGAAAAAGUAAUAAACAUCCCAACUUUAUUUUUACAAACUC